This is a messenger RNA of Purpureocillium lilacinum, 990 nucleotides long. RefSeq lists its product as uncharacterized. The record is from RefSeq and is a predicted model, not a curated record. NCBI's taxonomy places the organism in Eukaryota, Fungi, Ascomycota, Sordariomycetes, Hypocreales, Ophiocordycipitaceae.
AUGGCCCCGGCAAUCACGACGGCCGUCUUGCCGGCCAAGAAGAAGAAGAAGCAGCAUUUCCGCCCGCCGCACCUGCGCAAGAACCCCCAGCCCGCACAGCCGUUCAACCCCCCGCCGUCACACCCCUCCUACGACUCCAUCACCUCCUCCUCCGCCGCGCUCGUCCCGCGCUACCUCUUCCGCCUUCACACGCCCUCCUCCAAAGGCGAGACCACCACGCGGCACGUCGCCUCCGCUGCCGCCGCAUCCCCGCGCCGCCCGCGCUCCUCGAUAGCCCGGGCCGCGCGGCGCGACAUCUUCGCCGCCGAGCCGUCCUGGGCGGCCGACGCCCUCGCCAACCACCUCCUCUGGCGGAGCAACGGCCCGCUCACGCACCACAACCUCGUGUCCUGGUCCUCCUCGCUGCUCGUCGUCCUGCAGCAUGGCCUGCGCCGCGCCCAGUCCAGCCGCGGCGUGCCCGACUUGGAGCGCGUGCGCCUCCUCGUUGUCGACACGCGGGAGCUGCCGCAUGGCGCCUUUAUCAGCGACUUGCGUCUGAUGGCGGCCUUUGCCCCCCACAGCCAAGACCUCGCUGACCUGCAUCGGCUGCGCACGACGGCGACGCACGGCGGCGAGGUGUUCUACUUUGGCGAGUACCUUAGCCAGGGCUACCUCCGGGUCGAGGGGUGUGCCCGCGAGACCAGCCUGCAGCGCAUGGUCGACUGCCACCUCUUCAAGCUCUGCCCCGGUCUGGCCGACCGCAGCGGCUGGUCGCGCUGGGCCAAGCGCGUGAUGGAGCUGCGCCGGGCGUACGACGUCGCCGGAGGCAGGCCGCAGCUCGUCGACACGGGCGUGCGGGACGUGCGCAGGGCCGUUGUCCUCGCCAGCAGCUGUUUCGGCGACGAUUACGCCCUCGUUAUUGCCGCCAUGGUCCUCGCUCUGCUGCCUCGGGACGUUGCGGUCGGCGGACCCGUCAUUACAGGCCUUCGCAACAUGUUUACAGGUUUGUGA